AUGAAGGAUAUGUCCUCUGCCUCUGUGUUCAGGUUCGUACCCGGGCCCUGGUCCCCCUGCAGCACCACCUGUGGGCCCGGCAAGCAAACUCGGGAGGUAAAGUGUCGGGUGCUGCUCUCAUUCACCAAGACGGAGGUGGACCUUCCAGAGGAGGAGUGUGGCGAAGACAGACCCCAGCUGGAGAGGCCCUGCAUCCAGGGACCGUGUACCAAAGUCCCAAGCAUCUCCGCAGGCCUCCAGGAGCAAGGGGCCCCGAACACACAGACGGGGGAAGUGUACAGCUGGGACUACAGGGGCUUCACCACCUGCUCAGCUACGUGUGCAGCUGGGAAGCAGACAGCAGUCGUGAGGUGUGUUAACAGGAAGCAGGGUGAGGAGGUGGAGGACUCUCAGUGUGAUUCAUCCAGCCGGCCGACAGUAAUGAUCCGCAUUUGUAACCCUGAGCCGUGCCCCCCAAGGUGGUCGGUGUCUGAGUGGACGAAGUGUUCGGCUCUGUGUGGAGGCGGCUGGAAACAGCGGCAGGUCUCCUGUCAGCAGCUGGAUGCCAGAGGUGCGGUGAAGACUCUGAGCGCCGCCGCCUGUGAGAGGACGAGCCGACCCACAGACACCGAGCAGUGCACCGCCAGUUACUGUCCCACCUGGGUCACCAGUCCGUGGGGAAAGUGUUCAGGGAGGUGUUUAGGUCCAACCACCACCGUGCAGAAGAGAUCUGUCACCUGCCAACACGCCAACGGCUCCUCGUACACAGACUGUGACCUCAGGGACAGGCCUCCAUCAGUACGCAACUGUUCCUCCGACCUCUGUGAUGUCCAGUGGCGUCCCGGUGCGUGGCGGGCGUGCACGGUAGUCUGUGGGAGCGGCUUCCAGUCCCGCAGGGUGGACUGUGUUCACCGCAGGAGCGGCAGGACUCUGGCUGACCAGCACUGCGCCUGGAUCCAGCGGCCCUCCACCUGGCAGCACUGCAACACCUCCACCUGUGGGAGUGAAUGUAAGGACACCACCCAGUACUGCAGCGUGGUGAAGAGACUGAAGCUGUGCUACCUGGACAUGUACAAACAGAGAUGCUGCAGCUCCUGUUCACAGGAUCCAGACUCCACCUAGUGGCCGCGCGCGGUCACAAGCGCGCUACAUUUUGUACAACAGAUGGACCACAUGAGACGAACGACUGAGCAAACACUGAGAGGACGUCAUCUGUGAGUGGAUGCUUCGAGAUCUGCACAUAUUUAAACUGGACGAGCUUCAGUCCGACUCUUUCACUUCCUAAAAGGAACCCGAGCAGAGCCUCAAAAAGGCUCGACGGAGGAGGGUGGAUUUAUUUUCUGAUUCGGACCCAAACUCCUGAUAUGAAGACAAGUUCUCACUAUGAGGAUCAGAUGGAGUUUUUUGGACGUUACUGCAAAAACUGAACAUUUGGUUUACGGUGACAUUCAUUCAUUAUAUUCCCUCUUGGCUGCCAAAAAGGAACAUAAUGUUUAUCGUAGAACGCGUACCACUGUCACCUGAAAGCAAGACGUAGACUGAGAUAACGGUUUGCCAGUGUGUGAGAAACUGAGGUUCAUCAAAUCAUCAGCUACAUAAAAACAGCCUAAAAUUCUUGUAGUCAUGCUUUUACAUACACUUAUACUCUUCAAACUUUUCUUUAUUUAUUUGUGUAAU
Messenger RNA from Plectropomus leopardus (leopard coralgrouper), 1656 nucleotides. NCBI's taxonomy places the organism in Eukaryota, Metazoa, Chordata, Actinopteri, Perciformes, Serranidae. The record is from RefSeq and is a predicted model, not a curated record.